Pundamilia nyererei is the source of this 1676-nucleotide messenger RNA. RefSeq names its product cell cycle control protein 50A. The transcript has 7 exons. Lineage: Eukaryota; Metazoa; Chordata; Actinopteri; Cichliformes; Cichlidae. Gene Ontology annotation, biological process: phospholipid translocation. Bases 275 to 1381 code for a protein of 368 amino acids. Gene Ontology annotation, cellular component: plasma membrane; endoplasmic reticulum; Golgi apparatus. The record is from RefSeq and is a predicted model, not a curated record.
GCAGCAGUAGCCACCACAAGAGUUACGUCACUGGGUGUUGUUGACAAACCUGUUUGCACACUUCCGGGAAAGGAAGUGCUAGCCGUCUUUAGCUAGCCUCUCCGUGGUUUAGAGAUGAACUAACAGAACUUUGAUUAGCAUAAAUAACACUCAAAUUAGCAACAAGCUAAUGACGACGUCGUUUAGGACCGGCGCCUUUUAAAAACAACUGUCGUCGAGAAGCUAGCCCCGUUAGCUUGCUAAGGUCAGCUGGAUAAAUCACAGAUCCGAAGUUAUGAUGGCGUCCAGUUACAGCGCCAAAGACGAGGACGGUCACAUCACCGUGUCUGGACCCGGUGGUGGGACUCUGCGGAACAAGAAGCCCGAAAACACCGCCUUUAAGCAGCAGAGGCUCCCCGCGUGGCAGCCCAUCCUCACCGCGGGCACUGUCCUCCCGGCCUUCUUCAUCAUCGGGCUCAUCUUCAUCCCCAUCGGCAUCGGCCUGUACGUGACGUCUAACAACAUCAAGGAGUUUGAGAUCGAUUAUACCGGAGAUGACACGUCCAGUCCCUGCUACAACUGUGCAAAGAACUUCAGCUGGAACAACACGAAGUCCUGCACCUGCACAAUCCCCUUCCAGCUGGAUCAGCCUUACGAGAGCAACGUCUUCAUGUAUUACGGCCUCUCCAACUUUUACCAAAAUCACAGACGUUACGUGAAGUCAAGAGAUGACAGCCAGCUGAAUGGAAACAUCGAUUCCCUCAAGAAGCCCAGCAAGGAGUGUGAACCAUAUGCUUCCAUUGAUAAUAAGCCAAUUGCUCCGUGUGGGGCCAUCGCCAACAGCAUGUUUAACGACACUUUGACGCUAUUUUACAACGACCCCAACGGCACAAGUGUCCCGAUCCCGCUGACGUCCACAGGAAUUGCCUGGUGGACGGACAAACAUGUGAAGUUCAGGAACCCUGUAGGCACCAACUCAAACCUCACGGCUGUUUUUCAAGGAACAGUGAAGCCGGUGAACUGGCACCGGCCCGUGUAUGAGCUGGACACUGAUCCGGAGAACAACGGCUUCAUCAAUGAGGACUUCAUCGUGUGGAUGAGAACUGCCGCUCUGCCCACCUUCCGCAAACUCUACCGCAUCAUCCAAAAGAAGAACAAUAUGGCCCCCACCCUCCCCCGAGGAAACUACACCUUAGUGGUGGACUACAAUUACCCUGUUCGCAGCUUUGAGGGCAGGAAGCGGAUGAUCCUGAGCACCAUCUCCUGGAUGGGAGGCAAGAACCCAUUCUUGGGCAUCGCCUACAUCACCGUGGGCUCCGUCUGCUUCUUCCUGGGCGUCGUGCUGCUGGUCAUCCACCACAAAUAUGGGAACCGCAACAACAGCGCUAACAUCUCAAACUGAGGUGCCGGCUGCGCUCCAGCUCGCCUCCACCGCCAUAAAUGUGAUGCGAUGAUGAAUCUGAGGAAACGGGUGACGAUGGUAGAUUCAUCUUCAGCUGUAGUGCAGAGUUCAUGUUCUAAAGUCACACUAAAAUGCCAAUCUUAAAGAAAUCAGCUGAAAAUGUGCUCAUUCCUCUCCUAACUAUACAAGUCUAACAAAAACGAUUGUGUCAGUGAUUCAAGUCAGCACGCAGAACGACCUAAAGCCCAGCCAGGCUCUUCAAAUAUUAAAAAAAAUAAAAUAAAUAAAAAAUUAA